AUGCCAUCCCCAGCAGAUGCAAAUAUUUGCGACCAUGAUAUCGAAGAUAUAGAAGACAUUUCUACAUCACAGUUGGACCACCGUCCUCCCAAACACAAUGUUGUACCUAGGGCCAGGAAAGCGAAAACAGUUGCAUCUAAAACAGAAGAUCAUCAGGAUCAUAAUAAUUCACACCUCUCGAAGGGGGCAGAUACUUCAGAUCUAAUACUAAGAGACAGCUAUGUACCAGGCACUCAGAGUAUCUAUGUGCGAACUUGGGGGUGCUCCCACAACAAUUCUGACAGUGAAUAUAUGGCUGGACAGCUUGCAGCCUAUGGAUACAAGAUAGUUGACGACAAAGACAGGGCUGACUUGUGGUUGUUAAAUAGCUGUACUGUGAAAAACCCUGCGGAGGAUCACUUCAGAAAUUCUAUCAAAGAAGCCAAAUCCAAGGAUAAGCUAGUGGUCCUUGCUGGCUGUGUGCCUCAAGGGCAGCAGAAGGCAGAGUAUAUACAGGGUCUGAGUGUCGUAGGUGUACAACAGAUUGACAGAGUAGUCGAAGUUGUUGAGGAAACUUUGAAAGGUAAUUCUGUGAGGUUGUUUGGACAAAAGAAGACGUUUGGGAAGAAGACAGGGGGAGCAUCACUCAGUUUGCCCAAGAUCAGAAAAAACCCUCUAAUUGAAAUCAUUGCAAUAAACACAGGAUGCCUGAAUCAGUGCACCUACUGCAAAACUAAACAUGCCCGGGGGGAGCUGGGAAGUUACCCACCAGAAGAGAUUGUGGAGCGAGCCAGGCAGUCCUUUUCAGAAGGUGUUGUGGAGUUAUGGCUGACAUCGGAAGAUCUGGGUGCCUAUGGGCAUGAUAUUGGAGUCACCUUGCCGCAGCUGCUGUGGAAGCUGGUGGAAGUGAUACCUGAAGGUGCCAUGAUGAGGCUAGGCAUGACCAACCCUCCCUACAUCUUGGAACAUUUGGAGGAAAUGGCCAAGAUUCUGUCUCAUCCGAAAGUAUACUCCUUUCUGCAUGUUCCUGUCCAGUCAGCAUCAGACAGCGUGCUCAUGGAUAUGAAACGAGAAUACUGCAUUGCUGAUUUUAAACAUGUGGUAGACUUCUUGAGAGACAGGGUACCUAAUGUGAAUAUAGCAACAGAUCUGAUAUGUGGCUUUCCUACAGAAACUGAUCAGGAUUUUGAAGAAACGAUGGAUCUUGUCCGACAGUACAGGUUUGCUAGCCUCUUCAUCAAUCAGUUUUUUCCUCGCCCAGGAACACCGGCCUUUAAAAUGCAAAGGAUUCCCGCUCAAGAG
Messenger RNA from Candidula unifasciata, 1281 nucleotides. The record is from the annotation of a GenBank genome assembly. NCBI's taxonomy places the organism in Eukaryota, Metazoa, Mollusca, Gastropoda, Stylommatophora, Geomitridae.